Messenger RNA from Phytophthora sojae, 515 nucleotides. RefSeq lists its product as hypothetical. The record is from RefSeq and is a predicted model, not a curated record. The transcript has a single exon. NCBI's taxonomy places the organism in Eukaryota, Oomycota, Peronosporomycetes, Peronosporales, Peronosporaceae. The coding region runs from base 18 to 452 and encodes 144 amino acids.
AAUACAUUAACCAUUUCAUGUUAGAACAAAUUCUCCAGCUCGAAGCCAGCGAGACAAUCAUGCAAACAUCACGCAACCUUUUCAUACUGCUAUUGAUGUCGGCCCCUUCGGCGGUUGCCCCGCCCGGACCUGAGCCCAGUCCACGCCCUUCCUUCUUCUCCUGUAUCUCCUCUAGCCGUGGCCCCGAUACGUCACCAUCCGAUGUUGCCGCCGCCGCCACCCCGCAUGUCACCAAGUCGCUGCUGGCAGCGAGGUCCCAGCACUCCACGCACCCGGCGUCCCGCACGGCAUCUCCCACCUCCGUCGUCCCGCACGACGUCGGCGCCGACCUGCUGCUGCUGCUGGCCACCAGGGGCCCGAGACCACGCCCGAGACAAGGCAGCAGUCCGCGUCGUCGCCGUCCAUCUGUCCGUUGUCCUCCUGCAGCGGCGGGAGGCCUCCCUCCUCCCUGACCGAGGCCAAAACGCCGUCCGCGUCGUUGCCGUCUGUACGUCCGUGUGUCCGUGUCUGUUCUG